This is a messenger RNA of Caenorhabditis briggsae, 336 nucleotides long. The coding region runs from base 1 to 336 and encodes 111 amino acids. Lineage: Eukaryota; Metazoa; Nematoda; Chromadorea; Rhabditida; Rhabditidae. The transcript has 3 exons. The record is from RefSeq and is a predicted model, not a curated record.
AUGAGUUUCGUCUGGUCAUCAAUUUUUGUUGCCGUUCUCUCGGUUUCUGUUCUUGCUCUCAACGAAAAUGAGAACAACUAUCUCCAAGAGUUGAUUGACGCUGGAGUGUCUCAAGAGACAGCCAACAAACUCGUGAGCAUUGCCGUUCAACACAACAAUGACGGCGCCGACCCAAACAAAUCCGGAAGAACCAUCUUCGAAUCCAUCAUCUCUGAGACGAACGCCGCUAUUGCACAGGCUCCACAAGAUGAUCAGGAGGCUUACAAGAGCUUCGUUGAGGACAAGAAAAACCAAUACGAGAAGCCAGACUCGGUCGAUAACAGCGAUGAUGAAUAA